Messenger RNA from Pelobates fuscus (common spadefoot toad), 1605 nucleotides. RefSeq names its product CUB and zona pellucida-like domain-containing protein 1. Lineage: Eukaryota; Metazoa; Chordata; Amphibia; Anura; Pelobatidae. Bases 633 to 1415 code for a protein of 260 amino acids. Gene Ontology annotation, cellular component: cell surface. The record is from RefSeq and is a predicted model, not a curated record. The transcript has 11 exons.
CUACUGGUGCAACAGCAGAAUGUGAAUCUAGUGGUUCUGGUUGUGAAACAGAUGAGCCUAAUACAACUCCAAGAGAUAUUACUAAUGAGCCUAAUACAACUCCAAGAGAUAUUACUAAUGAGCCUAAUACAACUCCAAGAGAUAUUACUAAUGAGCCUAAUACAACUCCAAGAGAUAUUACUACUUUCACUACAAGUGUAACAACAGAAUAUGAAUCUAGUGGUUCUGGUUAUGAAACAGUUAACUGUGGUGGCAUUUUGACUGAUCCUUGGGGAGUAAUUGAAAGCCCAUUCUACCCUUAUUCACACAACUCUGCUGAAUGUGUUUGGUAUAUACAAGUCAGAAAUAAUCAUCUUGUUCGUGUCCAUUUUGAUGAUUUUAGGUUGAAAAAUUUCCCAUUUUGUACAUGUGGUUUUGUGUUGGUAUAUGAUGGACCACCCCUGAGUUCUCCAUUGCUAGGAAACAUCUGUGGAACAGAAUCAGAUCUUUCAUUUAUUUCCUCAUCAAACAGUUUAAGCAUUGUCUAUUCCAAUAGAGAAUGUAAUAGCGAUUUUGCAGGAGGAUUUCAUGCCAGCUACAUCUCCAUAUCUCAAAAUGAUCCAAAUGUGACCCUCUCAUGUUCCUCAAGCUACAUGGAAGUUCAGAUUUCAGUCUGGUACCUUAAGUCAUUAGGGUAUUUAGAAAAUGAGAUUUUUUUGAAUGACCCACAAUGCCGUCCUCAGAAUUUGGGUAACUGGUUGACUUUUUACAUCCAGUACAAUAAAUGUGGAACAUUAAGACAGGGUGAAGGUAGCACAAUUAGUUAUUCAAACACUGUACAUGGUUACCAUUUUGGUCAGGUCAUUGAACGAAGCACACACCUCAAAUUGAAUCUGCAUUGUCAAAUGUUCCAGAAUACAAUGGUGGAUAUCAAGUAUCACUCUGGUGAUGAGACUGUGCCCCACAGUCUAACUCAAUAUGGGCUAUAUUCUGCAAAUCUUUUUAUUUACGAAUCCCCAGCCUACAACGAUCUGGUGUACCAAACACCAUAUUAUAUCAAACUUAACCAGACAUUGUACGUUCAAGCCACCUUGCAGAGUGCAGAUCCAGAGCUCAGUUUAGUUGUGGAUACUUGCAUGCUAUUUCCUAACUCUCAUGAUACAAAGAGUUAUGUUCUAAUACGCAACAGGUGUAUCAAAGAUUCCACAUAUUCAAUAUAUCCUUCUCCACAUGCAAACCAAGUUCGAUUUGGAUUCAGAGCAUUGCCAUUUUUUAAUUUCUACCCCACAGUAUAUCUUCAGUGCACAUUGACUGUCUGUCAAAAGGAUAAUAAUCAGUGUUCCCAGAGCUGCCUCACAAGACGCAAGAGGGAUCUGUUAUCUGUACAUGAUCAAACUAAUGUCUUAGUUGGGCCAUUUAAAAUAAAGGAACAAUAAUACAAAAAUGUAUAAAAAAUGUUGAAAUAAUUCCACAAACAUAUUAUGAUAUAGCAUUAUUGUUAAUUCUGUUAAUUCUAUUGUGUUCUAUUUUGAUUAUCUUUCAGUUAAAUUAAUAUAUAUAGCACUCAGGUUCCCAGGUCUUGUGUGUGCCCCGGUGCCACACUAUAUGCAAGAAAGAUGAGUGCAC